AGCUGCCAGCCAGCGCAACGACGAGCACGCGACGACGACAACGACAGCGACCGCAUAUAUCCCGUUUGUACUGACUGCUCCUGUAUGCCACCGCCUAUUGUUUUGCCCCAUUUCCAAGCGCAGAGGAGCCUCGGCCCCAUAUUCGUUCGCCGCCACCCAAGGGUCUGAGCUCCCUCCCCACCCGCCCCUCGUCGCCUCCUCCACCGUCUUUCUCGACGCCUCAACCCCAUUUGAGAGCCACAUUUGCCCACCAUGGAGAACAAUCAGCAAGGCGACGUGGACCAGGCCAAGUACCUUGACAAUGCCAUCCGCGCCGUCAAGGACAAGAAGCCGCUCCCUGAGAUUGACUUUACCCUGCACACCAUGGAAGACGGGUCCCAAGUGAGCACCCUCGAGCGAGUCUGCAAAGACGUUCAGGCACCCGCCUUCCAUCCGCCCACGCAAGAUCAGUUUCUCUCGCCACAAGACCCUACGAAGCCAAAUCUCCAGUUUCUGAAGCAACACUUCUACCGCGAGGGUCGCUUGACCGAAGAGCAGGCGCUAUGGAUCAUACGAAAAGGUACCGAGGUGCUGAAGUCGGAACCCAACCUGCUGGAAAUGGACGCGCCCAUAACCGUGUGCGGUGAUGUACACGGGCAGUACUACGACCUCAUGAAGCUCUUCGAAGUGGGCGGCGAUCCCGCCGAAACACGUUACCUGUUCUUGGGCGACUACGUCGAUCGCGGAUACUUCAGUAUAGAGUGUGUUCUGUACCUCUGGUCGUUGAAGAUCUGGUAUCCGAACACGCUUUGGUUGCUCCGAGGAAACCACGAGUGCCGUCAUUUGACCGAUUACUUCACCUUCAAGCUGGAGUGCAAGCACAAGUACUCCGAAGCUGUGUAUGAAGCUUGCAUGGAGUCAUUCUGCGCGUUACCGCUUGCGGCGGUCAUGAAUAAGCAGUUCUUGUGCAUACACGGUGGGCUGAGCCCAGAGCUCCACACACUAGACGAUCUGAAGAGCAUUGACCGAUUCCGCGAGCCCCCAACUCAUGGCCUGAUGUGCGACAUCCUGUGGGCCGAUCCACUCGAAGAGUUUGGGCAGGAGAAGACUAACGAUUUCUUCGUCCAUAACCACGUCCGAGGCUGCUCCUACUUCUUUUCAUACCCCGCUGCAUGCGCCUUCCUGGAGAAGAAUAACUUACUCUCCAUCAUUCGCGCUCACGAAGCGCAAGAUGCAGGCUACCGCAUGUACAGGAAGACGAGAACUACUGGGUUCCCCAGUGUCAUGACAAUCUUCAGCGCACCAAACUACCUGGAUGUGUACAACAACAAGGCUGCAGUCUUGAAGUAUGAGAACAAUGUUAUGAACAUUCGACAAUUCAACUGCACGCCGCACCCGUACUGGCUGCCGAAUUUCAUGGAUGUGUUCACUUGGUCGCUUCCUUUCGUUGGAGAGAAGAUCACGGACAUGCUCAUCGCGAUCCUCAACACCUGCUCCAAAGAGGAAUUGGAGGAGGAGACGCCUAGCUCUCUGGCGUCUGGUCCCUCGUCACCCCCCCUUACCCAGAACAUGGAUCCGGAAUCUACCGAAUUCAAACGCCGGGCGAUCAAGAACAAGAUCUUGGCAAUUGGCAGGCUCUCUCGCGUAUUCCAAGUAUUGCGCGAAGAGUCUGAGCGUGUCACUGAGUUGAAGACAGCGUCGGGUGGUCGUCUUCCUGCAGGUACCCUUAUGCUCGGAGCCGAAGGCAUCAAGCAGGCUAUCCAUAGCUUCGAAGACGCCCGAAAGGUUGAUCUCCAGAACGAGCGAUUGCCCCCAAGCCACGAAGAGGUACGAAAAUCUCAGGAAGCGAGCCGAGAGCAGGCUCUCGAGAAGGCGAGCAAGGAGGCUGAGAACGAUGCUGGACUUGCAACGGUUGCGCGAAGAAUCAGCAUGUCAUCUGGCUCCGGACGCAACAAGCGAACCUAGUGGAGGUGAUUGUUGGUCGUCUGGCAGUUCGAUUUGACGGAUAGCGAUUGGCACUUGUGAUUCUCAUUCAGCUGGCCAUUGCCAGCUUCGUCCAUAUACCAAAGUCGGCGUAUUGCAGGCCGAGGGCGGGACAUAGAGGCAUAGCUAUGAAGCGGAGUAAUGUGCUGGUACUUGGAAUGAUCAGCGUACAUGGAAUGAAUACUCUUACGAACAUGAUCUUGAUGGGGUCUUUACGUGCUGCGCGUGUUGGAGUGAUGUAGAUAACUACCUUCUGGGUCGCAGUGUAGGCGUUACGUAGGCCGACUGUAGACUUAUGUCUGCUACUGUACACUAAAUCUGGAAGAACAUACACACCUGUAGAUGAUGUAUGCGUAGAGUACACGGCAUCAGAUUCACAGUUCCA
Molecule: messenger RNA, 2347 nt
Organism: Paraphaeosphaeria sporulosa
Lineage: Eukaryota; Fungi; Ascomycota; Dothideomycetes; Pleosporales; Didymosphaeriaceae
Product: Metallo-dependent phosphatase
Exons: 7
Coding region: 253-1944 (563 amino acids)
Biological process (GO): fungal-type cell wall organization; calcineurin-mediated signaling
Cellular component (GO): cytoplasm; calcineurin complex
Molecular function (GO): calmodulin binding; calmodulin-dependent protein phosphatase activity
Source: RefSeq, a predicted model, not a curated record